AUGCCACCAAAAGGGUUUGCCUUUGGGCUGCUUUUGCUGCUCUGCGCGAUUUGUCACGUCCAUGUGGCACAGGCAGCCAAUGCAUGUGGCGAUGGCGCCGCAUGCAUUUGCUCGGGAACUAACGUCGAUUGCAGUGGCAGAUCCCUCACAGCCAUUCCAUCCGCAAUCCCAGCCAACACGACCGACCUGCAUCUGGGCAGUAACUCCAUCACCAGCAUUCCCGCCUCUGCAUUCGCAGGCCUGACUGCGCUGACAAAAAUCACCCUGUCCGGGAACCCGAUCACCGACAUGUCUGCAACCUCAUUCACUGGCCUAAGCGCGCUGACACAACUAGAUUUUUUCAGCACUCAGCUCACCAGCAUUCCCGCCAUGGCGUUCACCGGCCUGACAUCGCUCAAGUUCAUGUACCUUUACGGCAACAAGAUCACCAGCUUUUCCGCAGACGUAUUCACCAACCUGACUGCGCUGAGAAUAUUACAUCUGUACGAAAACCAAAUCACCAACAUCGCCGCCGGCGCGUUUGCGGGUUUGAGCUCGCUGACUUCCUUAUAUCUGCACCAGAACAAGAUCACCAGCAUUCCCGCCUUUGCAUUCUCUGAUAUGGUUAUUCUGUCAGAACU
Molecule: messenger RNA, 620 nt
Organism: Capsaspora owczarzaki ATCC 30864
Lineage: Eukaryota; Filasterea; Ministeriida; Capsasporidae
Exons: 7
Cellular component (GO): plasma membrane
Molecular function (GO): protein binding
Source: RefSeq, a predicted model, not a curated record